This is a messenger RNA of Bactrocera dorsalis (oriental fruit fly), 3818 nucleotides long. RefSeq names its product tyrosine-protein kinase Src42A (gene Csk). Gene Ontology annotation, biological process: protein phosphorylation. The transcript is spliced from 9 exons. NCBI's taxonomy places the organism in Eukaryota, Metazoa, Arthropoda, Insecta, Diptera, Tephritidae. Bases 718 to 3015 code for a protein of 765 amino acids. The record is from RefSeq and is a predicted model, not a curated record. Gene Ontology annotation, molecular function: protein tyrosine kinase activity; ATP binding.
GCUGUGGGACGGCAGUUGAACGACGAGAAGCCACCAGUUGGGAGUGUGGUUUAAUUUCCGUACUUUUUACGUAAUACGUGUAAUAUUGUUGUUAUAGACUUUUAUUUUUUUCACAUGUUGUGGUAAAUUAAUAUAUACGAGGACGCUUUAAUUUCGAAAGAAAAUCGUCACCCAAAAAGCAAUAGUAAGAGUCAGCACUCGUUUAAGGAACUGCAGGCGCAGACAGAACAACAGCAGUCGCCCAUAUCUGGCUUAAAGCACAUAAGCGCAGCAGCAGCAACAGUUUUAAAUUCCCGCCGUAGCACUAACGAAGUAACACCGACUGCCGCAAAUACCCCAAUUCCAACAAACAGUAGAACACCUACGACCAAAGUAACCUCAGCAACUCAGCAAAAGCCAAACACACCUCAAAUCAAAGAACAGGCAGUGCAACACUUUAAACGUGGGCAGCAACUGAGUGGCCGUAGUAGCAGUCACACUAAUAGUAAACAUAAUACUGCUGCGAUAGAAUAUCACCACAACAGCGUCGAAGUUUGCAGUGAAGCGCCAACUUCAAAGAAUUCCGCUACACAAGUUGGUAGCGCCACUGCGGCAACUGGAUUAGCGUGCACACGUACAACAACUGGUGUAGUGCCAACGCCAGCGACGUCAACGGCUGUCACGCCGGCGUCGUCGUCUGCGUUCACACCCUCGCCAAAAGCGAGCAAUAAAAAAGUGAUGCACAGUCACGCCACGGCGACCCAGCAUAGCGGACAAACAACAGUGGUUGGUCAUCAUCGCGGCUUCUCGCAACCAUCUGUGACAGUGGCGGCCAAUUCAGCAGGCGAUCCAUGGUUUUUACAAUCCACCGGGCAUCAAAUGCCGCCGACAGCGCCUUUGCGACAUAAUAAACGACCCGCGCCGCAACCCAAUCACGCUAAUAGCGUUGGUGGCGCUGGCCUAGGAAUUGGCGUUGGCGUGGGAACAGGCGGGGGUGGUGGCAUUGCCGGUGCGGGGAGCAUCGGUUUGGCGAACUCUGGCGGCGUUGGUGCCAAUUUGUUGCAUCAACAACAGCUGAGUCAAUCGCAGCCUCACAUUGUACCGCCGAAUAUUCCGCCGCAUCAUCACAACAAUGUGAGUCAACAUCACAACGCAAUCCAUUUGUCCUCGCAUGCACUUAAUAGUCAUAAUUUAAUAUCGACCGCGGUUGGUAGCAAUCAUUCACCAAAAUCACCCAAUCAACAACAACAGCAGCAGCAUCAUCAUCAUCAGCAGCAACAACAACAGCAGACGGCACAAUUGACCGGCUCUACGACACAGCCGCAUGCACAUGCACACGUUUUAUCCACCUUUGCACCAACUACCGGUAAUUGUGCGCCCACGGGUGGUGUGACAGCCGCCGCGGUGGCCGCCGUCACACAACAACAGCAACAGCAGCACUUGCAGUUGCUAGCGAAUGCUUCCAGCAAUAGUAACAAUAAUCUGAUGUCGUCCUCAUUGAAUGCGGCGCAGCAUAGUGCCGCCUUAUCGUUACAUGAGCGCGGCUUACCACCAAAAAGUGGCGCCCAUGUGGCCGGUUUGGGCGUCGGUUUGCACAGUAGCAAUAUGCUAUUGCAUCAAACACAAGCGCCCACAUCGCUUACGAGCAGCCAACAGCAAACGCAAUCGGUGAUAUCACUGAACACAGCUGGCGGGAGUAGUAGUGCUGGUGGUGUGGCUGCUGGUAGCGGUAGCUUAACUGGUACAAGCAUGUCCACAUCUUUGCACAGUUUUGAUAGUGGCAGUUCGGCGGGCAAUGCCUGGGCAAGUAAUGCUAGCGUAGCAGUGGCAGCUUUGCACUCACCCACUAACGCUUUAGGAGGCGGGAAUCAACAUCAUUUACAACCUCAACGCAAAUGUGAGGUUAAACUGAACGCAAUGCCUUGGUUCCAUGGCAGCAUAACACGCGACGAAGCCGAACAUCUAUUGCAACCACGCGAAGACGGCCUCUUUUUGGUGCGUGAAUCGACGAACUUCCCGGGCGACUAUACGCUAUGCGUCUGCUUUCAGGGCAAAGUGGAACAUUAUCGUGUCAAAUAUUUGGGCAAUAAACUAACCAUCGACGAUGAAGAGUACUUUGAAAAUCUGGGGCAAUUAGUUGCGCAUUAUGAAGCUGAUGCCGAUGGCCUUUGCACACAACUCAUCAAAUGUUUACCCAAGCAGGGAAGACAGGAGUUCUGCAUUAAUUCAAAAGAUUUCCUUGAUAAAGGAUGGGUCAUACCGGAGGCUGAUUUGCAGCUACGCGAAAGCAUUGGCAAAGGCGAGUUCGGUGAUGUGAUGUUGGGUAUACUGCGUAGUGAAAAAGUCGCCGUUAAGAUGCUCAAAGAUGAGGGCGCUGUACAAAAGUUUUUAGCGGAAGCCUCUGUUAUGACUACAUUAGAGCACGAAAACUUGGUAAAAUUCAUAGGAUUGGUGUUUACAAGCAAACACAUCUACUUGGUAACGGAGUAUAUGAGCAAAGGUUCGCUGGUCGAUUAUCUACGUUCGCGUGGACGCCAGCAUAUUACGAAAAAGGAUCAAAUCAAUUUUGCCUACGAUACCGCCUCCGGCAUGGAAUAUUUGGAAGCUAAAAAAGUCGUGCAUCGCGAUUUGGCCGCACGCAACGUACUAAUCUCCGAAGAGUGCGUUGCCAAAGUUUCCGAUUUCGGUUUGGCGCGUGAAGAAUGCUAUAAUCUGGAUGUGGGCAAAUUGCCCAUAAAAUGGACGGCGCCUGAAGCGCUCAAGAAUGGUCGUUUCUCCAACAAAUCCGAUAUGUGGAGUUUUGGUAUUUUGUUAUGGGAAAUCUAUUCAUUCGGUCGAGUUCCUUACCCCCGCAUACCCCUCAACGACGUCGUCAAACACGUUGAAGUUGGCUAUAAAAUGGAGGCACCCGAGGGUUGUCCACCAGAAAUAUACGAGAUGAUGCGGCAGGCGUGGGACUUGAAUCCCUCGAAACGUCCAACAUUCUCCGAACUGAAAGUUAAAUUGUUGCACCUGAAGAACACUACACCAGCGUGAGAGCAUAAUUGCAAUGCACUACGAGUGUAGGGUGUGACAGUCAAACAAACUGCAAACAGCAAACAUUUAAAACAAUCCAAUCCAAUCGAAGUGAGCAACUUAAAUUACCAAGUAAUAAACACACACACAGAUAUAUAUAUAUUUAUGAAUUAUGAUUAAUAUUGUUUAAGGUUAGAAACACUAAAGCAAGGUUAUAAAUUAAAAGAAAGGGACAUUUAUUGGUAAGCAUAAAAUUGUAAAAUGUUAGAUUUCAACAAUUUGUUUGUUUUUAUUUGUAUUGUUUUAAGUAAAUGUAUUUGCAAUUUAAUUAAGUUGAAAAUGUAAGAAUAAGCUGGGUAGCGCACUUUUGAACGGCGUUAAAGAAAAUACAUAUUGUGUAAUAAAAGGCAAAUGAUAGCGCUCGUUUCGCCAAUGCACGUGCGUACCCGGUGAAAAUUGAACGAUAGCAGCUAGUUGACAAAUUAAAUGUGAAUUAAAAAUGAAAUUUAAAAACUUAAUCUAGAACAUAAAAUAAAUAUAAAAAUUUAUCUAGUUUUGAUGAUUAUUUAUAUGCGUAUAUUUGUUUUUAGUUUCUAAUUACAAUAACUAUGUUGUACUACAACACUAUUUACUACUACUAUAUUACUAUUUAACACUGCUGCUACGACAAUUGUAUGUUAAGUUUACUUACGUUAUUUAUACGAAGACACAUUAGCAAACACACACACAUACACUAUUUGUUUAAUCCAUUUUUUUUUUAUAAAUACAUAAUAUUAAUGUGAACCUGUGGACAUGAAUGUAAUAAAAUGUUAAUUUGCUUAAAA